AAAGAAGAUCGCGCUAUCCGAUAGUGGCCCAUUGGAUACACUGAGCGAGGCAGAGGGUAGUAACAGACGGUGCUGGCCACCCUUUUGUUUAUCUUUCAUCCCGCUGCGACACUUCCCUUCCUCGUCCACCACCAACAUCCGCUACCACUACCCACAGUAUUACCGAUAUCACACAAGACGGCACAACUUCCGUUACAUGCAACAUAAUUACACGACACGCUCGACGCUACACGCACUGCGCAACUACCACAUACCACAUUACCAACUCAGCAGCACACCGCAGCCAAGCCAACGUACACUACUCAAGAUGAAGCUUCUCAACCUUCUUAUGGCGUCCGGUACCGCAACUGCAUACGUCUUCACAUACUUCGGCAAUUGCCCACAUGAUAAUCCGAAGCUGUACGCCGAACCUCCACGCACCUACGCCAUACAAUGCCAGUUCGAUGAUGCCGUGCUGUGCGGCAUUCAUAACUGUCAUCGACCGCAUUGUUGGACUGCUCCCGCGAUUCAUGUCAACGAGCUCCAUGCCGCCGACAUGCGUGGCGACAAGGCCGCUAUGAUCAAAGUCCGAGAUGAGAUCUGGGGUCACAUCGAGCACACUAAGGCUCAGCACGCCCACAAUGAACUCCGCCACCACAAUAAUCUGAACGAAUCUCAACCUCUUGAUGAUUCUCAGUCCCUCAAUGAUUCUCGGGCUCGCGACGAGCUUUAGAAAGAGCCGUCACAUGGUUGCUUAGCGUCUGGAGUGGAGUGUGGCACCUCCUUUGGUCGAUGCUGCAACAGCCUGUGCACGAUGGACAAGGGCAAAGGGUCACUCACCUGCCAAUGAAAGCAUUGAGUGCAGGUGGUACGGCUACAUGACGCUAGGCGUC
Macroventuria anomochaeta is the source of this 872-nucleotide messenger RNA. RefSeq lists its product as uncharacterized. The transcript has 2 exons. NCBI's taxonomy places the organism in Eukaryota, Fungi, Ascomycota, Dothideomycetes, Pleosporales, Didymellaceae. The record is from RefSeq and is a predicted model, not a curated record. The coding region runs from base 197 to 712 and encodes 171 amino acids.